AUGAUUUUAUUCCUCUGGGAACACAACUGGAGCAGAAGCCGGAGCUGCGGGGCUUCUUCUCUUUCUUCGGAGCGAGGGAAGGCGAAUAAUUCGAUUAACAGCGAGGAGCAGAAAAAGGGCGUAACGGGGAGGAUGGAGCCGCUGGAGGAGGCUGUGGUGACGGAGCUGAAGAGGCAGCUAGAGGAUGAAGACCUGGACCCAGAGCAGAAACUCAGCCUGCUGAACAACAGCUUAAACAAGGCUCUGAACAUGGCGGCGCUGCAGACAGACGGGGACACGCUGACGGCUGUGAAGUCCCGGUUGUAUCUGAGCGGCGUGCUGAGUCACUGCGUCGUCCUCCUCUCUCUGGAUCCCAGAAGGCUGCGGGGCAACUGGGGCGCCACCGCCACGCUCGCCCAGCUCACCAGUUCCUGUUGUGUCGGGGUGGAACCUGGUAAACAGUCACAGACCUUUCAUAGGCUGUUCCUGCCGUCAGUCAUGAACAGCCUCCUCUCAUUGGCCAGCCAGCUGAUGAGGCGGGCAGAGUGUGUGUCUCUCUUCAGGAAGGUGAUGGAUUCAGUGGGCUGGUUGCUCAGAGCUCACACUCAGCUCACCAGUCAGGUUCUGAGCUCCGUCCACUACGAGCAGAUCCAGAUGUGUGAUGAUGUCAGCGUGUCUCUGCUCUGUGUCCAGAUGUGGAUUCAAAUCUGCUCAGCCAGCAGGGACUUCCUCUCCGGAUUGAGCGACGAAUCCGUCCUGUUGCUGCUCAACGAAGCUGUCGGCCAAUUAGCCAUCAGCUCUGACUCUUCAGUGGGCGGGGCCUCCAUCAGACUGAUCCUCCUCAUGGCCAAUCAGCAGGAGCUUCGCGUCCAGCCCCUCCUUCACAGCUUCAGAGGUCUGGACAGCCUAUUGGACAAAGACUGGAGGGGGAGGAGCUUUGACCAGGACGUUGAUCAGCUGAUUGCACUCAUCCAAUCUGACUCAAGGAGUCACCCCAAGGUGUGUACUGAGCGUGUGCGGGCGGCGAGCGUGAUCCAGGCGGCGUGGAGGUCGUAUCAGACCAGACGCAGAGUGAGGAGUCUGAACAGAGCGGUCAGCGCGCUGCAGAGGAAAUACAGGGCUCGGAGGAGGCAGCAGCAGCAGCAGAAGGAGGCGCAGCUGUGGGAGGAGGAGUUAAAGUAUCAGGUGUGUGUGAGGCGUCAGCAGGCGAGGAGGUUGUUCCACCAGAAACAAAGACAACUGCUGCAGCUACUUCCUCCUGACCAGGUGCAGUCGUACCUGCAGGAGUGCGAGCGUCGGGCGGCCGUGGUGAUCCAGAGCUUCUGGAAAGGCUUCAGAGAGAGACGACGCUACAACAACACACACAGACACACACUGAGACAGACACACACACGACAGCAGGCGGCCAGGACGCUGCAGAGAGCGGUCCGUCGCUUUCUGCAGAAACGUCGAGCAGCAAAGGCCCCGCCCACUCCGCCUUUCUGGAUUGGUCAGCACGGUUUGACAGACAGCCGGAGGGUGGAGCUGAGGAGACAGGUGGAUGAACACAUCUCUCUACAUCCUUCGUCCCGUGUGUCCCGUCAGGAGUGCGAGCGUCUCCACGAGGAGGUGCAGCUGCUGCUGCUGUCGGAGCUGCAGGGAGGAGACCGGAGGAGGAGGGACGAACAGAGGGUGGAGGCUCUGCUGGCUCACACACACACACAGCUGGAGCUGCUCAGAGACGCCCCGCCGCUCUCUACCGUCACGUUAAAAGACGCCGACUCCUUCCUGAGCCCCUCGGGUCCCAUCGCCGCCCGCGCCCGCGACUCCCACAAUGCAAAGCUGCAGGCGAGCAGGCUGCCCUGGUGGAGGACGCUGGGCGAGACGGCCGACGGCGUCGACAUGUUUGGCUCCUCCCACCUGCAGGAGCUGGAGGCGGAGCUCGGAGGACUGUUUGUAGGGGGGUCAGCGGGGGUCACUCAGCUGCAGGAUUAAAGGG
Messenger RNA from Sander lucioperca (pikeperch), 1957 nucleotides. RefSeq names its product IQ calmodulin-binding motif-containing protein 1. Gene Ontology annotation, molecular function: calmodulin binding. Gene Ontology annotation, cellular component: cilium. Gene Ontology annotation, biological process: cilium assembly. NCBI's taxonomy places the organism in Eukaryota, Metazoa, Chordata, Actinopteri, Perciformes, Percidae. The record is from RefSeq and is a predicted model, not a curated record.